Magnolia sinica is the source of this 863-nucleotide messenger RNA. Its product is annotated as probable leucine-rich repeat receptor-like protein kinase At1g35710. The transcript has a single exon. The annotation marks the transcript as partial. Lineage: Eukaryota; Viridiplantae; Streptophyta; Magnoliopsida; Magnoliales; Magnoliaceae. The record is from RefSeq and is a predicted model, not a curated record. Gene Ontology annotation, molecular function: protein binding.
UUUGUAGCAUACCAUAAGCAACAGCAACCAUGGCCAUACACAAAUCUCUCCCCUUUGCUUUUCUACUCAUUUUGUUAACCUUUCUUUCUUUCCAAGUAAUAUCAUUUGCAACAGCAGCACCAUCAUCCACACUCUCAGAAGUAGAGGCUCUCAUGAAAUGGAAAGCCAGCCUCUCAGCAUCACAAGCUCUCCAUUCAUGGUCUCUUCCUUCUGCUAAUUCUACCACCAACAUAAUCUCUCCAUGCAACUGGACUGGGAUCUCAUGCAACAUCCUUGGAAGUGUCACAAGGAUAAGCCUACCGAGUCUGGGUUUGGAAGGUAAGCUCGAUAACUUGAGUUUCCCGUCAUUUCCAAACCUCCUUCAUCUUGAUCUCAGCGACAACACACUCAUAGGAACCAUUCCAGCCCAUCUUGACACUCUUUACAAACUCACCUCCCUGAAUCUGUCUGCAAAUGAAAUUAGUGGAUCAAUACCUCUGGAAAUAGGGAAUCUUGUGAAUUUGAAUGAGCUUGACUUGUCCAUUAACCAUCUAGAUGGUUCCAUUCCUUCCACUUUAAGAAAUCUGACAAAGCUUUCCACCUUGUACCUGGACCAAAAUCAAAUCUCUGGCUCCAUUCCUUCACAAAUCGGGAAUCUACAAGCUCUGGUUGAGUUGACAUUGUUCCAAAACAAUCUGACUGGUCCGAUCCCUCCUGCUUUGGGUAAUUUGCCCAUGCUCAAAAUUUUGUAUUCAUCCAGAAAUCAAAUUUCAGGCACAAUCCCUAGAGAGUUAGGGAAUCUCAAGAAUUUGGUCAAGUUGACGUUGUACCGAAACAAUUUGACUGGUCAGAUCCCUCCUGAAAUAGGGUAUCUGGUUAAUCUC